Messenger RNA from Pogona vitticeps (central bearded dragon), 1491 nucleotides. RefSeq names its product SRY-box transcription factor 18 (gene SOX18). Lineage: Eukaryota; Metazoa; Chordata; Lepidosauria; Squamata; Agamidae. The record is from RefSeq and is a predicted model, not a curated record. Gene Ontology annotation, biological process: angiogenesis; positive regulation of transcription by RNA polymerase II; vasculogenesis. Gene Ontology annotation, molecular function: DNA-binding transcription activator activity, RNA polymerase II-specific; RNA polymerase II cis-regulatory region sequence-specific DNA binding. Gene Ontology annotation, cellular component: nucleus.
AUGGUUGACAAGGGAGUGAACAGCACUGCCCAGCUCCUAACUCACAAAGAAGACAGGAGGAUCGGCGGGAGCAGCUCCGUCUCGGGCCGUAGCGCCACCAGCAGCGAAGGCAAAGCCGGCGAGGAUUCCCGCAUCCGACGCCCCAUGAACGCCUUCAUGGUGUGGGCCAAAGACGAGAGGAAGCGCCUGGCCCAGCAGAAUCCGGACCUGCACAACGCGGUGCUGAGCAAGAUGCUGGGCCAGUCGUGGAAAGCCCUCAGCGCUAGCGACAAGCGCCCGUUUGUGGAGGAGGCGGAGAGGUUGAGGAUCCAGCACCUACAGGAUCACCCGAACUACAAGUAUCGUCCAAGAAGGAAGAAGCAGGCCAAAAAGAUCAAGAGGAUGGAGCCUAACAUCCUCCUGCACAACCUCUCCCAACCUUGCAAUGAUAACUUCGGGAUGAACCAUCGCUCCUCGGGUGGCAUCAACCACCCAGGCCAUUCCCAGCCCUCUCCACUCAGCCAUUUCCGGGAGCUCCGGUCCGUGGGCUCCGACAUGGAGAACUACGGCCUCCCGACUCCCGAGAUGUCCCCGCUGGAUGUCCUGGAGCAGACUGAGCCGGCCUUUUUCCCUCCUCACAUGCAAGAUGACUGCAAUGUGAUGUCCUUCCGGGGUUACCACCGUCACCCACCACCACCACCACCACCUCCUCCCCCCCAGAUGGAGUUUCCUGCAGAAAAAGCUAUGGGGCGUAACCUGUCCAUGGGUUAUCCACAGAACCCCGCGUCCCAUCUGGCCGACGCCAUGAGGACUCCACACCCACCUGGUAUGUACUACAACCAGAUCUGUGCUGGAGCCGCCAACGGCCUUUCAGCCCACCUUGGCCAACUCUCCCCACCCCCUGAAUCUCACCAUCUGGACAGUGUGGAACACAUGAAUCCCGGCGAGCUUUGGACAGAAGUGGAUCGCAACGAGUUCGACCAGUAUUUGAAUAUGAGCAGGACUCGUCCCGACCCUCCUGGGUUCGCUUGCCAUCUUUCCAUGUCCAAAGUGACUCCCCGGAGCCUCUCCUGCGACGAGAGCAGCUUGAUAUCAGCCCUGUCUGAUGCCAGCAGUGCCGUCUACUACAGCACUUGCAUUACUGGGUAGGGCAGGGGUUUUUUUGUGCUGCGCGUUCGCCUGAGGGAAGAGGUUGAAGGCAUACCUACGUUACAAGCUGAACCUGGUUCAACAGCCAUUCCCUCUUUUCUCGGAGAGCCCUGGGAACUGUGUACAGGGACGACCGGAUCUCCAAGACGCAGGUCCCCCUAGCUACCAUUCCCAGGAUUCUUUGGGCGACGAAGCUGUGACGGUUAAACUGGUAGACAUUUGAUGUAAGCUUGGAGUGUGUAUGUUUUUUUUUCGGGGCUAAGUCGCCAGAAAAGCACAGUGCACAGAUUCUGAUCAUAUUCCCUCAAGACGAGAACAACUCGGUCCCUUAUCCUUUCUGGGCGUGAUACUUUUCUAUGAAAG